GAGAGAGAGAGAGUGAUAUAGCAAGAGCGGCGGUGGCUGCGGCAAAAAAGACGAAGAGUUUAACUACGCGCUGUGGAGUUAGGAUACGUGGCGGGGGCGGAAGGAGCAUCUCGUGACGACGCUCCUGCCCCGGGCCUUGGGACAAUGUGAUUAAACGUGCCCGAGGCGAGACACUCGGAACAAACAAGGAUAUAAUAUGUCUCGGCGCGACGCGUCGUCAUGGCUAGACACGAGGCUCCUAACAAUCUGGCUGCUGCUCGCCCUCGCGCUCCUCGGACACGGCGCACGAGCUGCGAAGCUGCCAUCCACGGCCCUUGCGGUCAUCGUCCCGGCGAUGAACGCCACCGAGGACGAGCCCCCCAGGAACGCGACGAUGCCCUGCAACGAGGCACGGCUCAAGUGCGCCUUCCGCACCGGCUGCGGACGGGCCCUGCAGUUCUACCUCACUCAUUGUGCCUCCCAGCUCCAAGGUGACGUUAGCGACUGCCCGGAGAUCUGCCAGUACGCGCUCAUCGGUCUCAUGAGCACCGACCAGGGCAAGGAGCUCAUGACGUGCGACUGCGCCAAGGACGACGUGCUGUGCACGCUGCCAAAGUCGCAGGUGGAAAUCUGCCGGGCCUCCGUCACCACGAUGAUGAACCGCACGAGGCUCUCUUGCCGCGCGGCCACCUCCAUCUGCAACGCCGACGUCCUCUGCUCGACCGCGCUUCAGUACUACAACGAGAACUGUAAGCGCAUGUUCCUCGGCAAGAAGUGCACCAAGCGCUGCCGCAACUCGAUGAACAUCCUGCGCCGGCAGGAGAAGGCGGCCAAGCUAAACACGUGCUUCUGCGACGGCGCCGAGGAGUACGACUGCAACGCCAUACACCGCAACAUGGACGAGCUCUGCUUCAACAAGCCACCCCAGCAGCAUCAUAACUACCACGAGGAGCAGCAGUUCGGUGCCGGGGGUUCGAGCGGCGGGGGGGGCCCCGGGAGCUCCGGUGAUCCACGGACAAACAGGAUCCCGAGCCGGGGCGGGCCCACGAGACCCAGCGCAUCCUGGGCGAUACUUCUCCUCGGCCUCGUGCUCCAGCUCCGCUCCAUGGCACGAGAAGAAUGACGACAAGCGUAAGCUCCCAACACGAACGUCCGGAACAGUAUUUUGCGAGUGAACGACCAAAGACUCCGUAAAUGUUUAUACCUGCGGCGAGAGCAGCUCCUCGCUCGAUAUCUGGCCCCAUCAUCCUCCAAAUCAAGAGUGACAAACGCAUCCACUCAACAUCUUCGGUGCGCGAACUCAGAGCAAAGAAAUAUCAGCGAGAUGCACCCGAAGAAAAAUCCGGGCGACGACGCGGCGCUCGGCACACGGAGCCCGAGCACAACUGAGAUCGAGACUGAGCGAGAGAG
Molecule: messenger RNA, 1389 nt
Organism: Ceratosolen solmsi marchali
Lineage: Eukaryota; Metazoa; Arthropoda; Insecta; Hymenoptera; Agaonidae
Product: growth arrest-specific protein 1
Exons: 5
Coding region: 197-1102 (301 amino acids)
Biological process (GO): regulation of cell cycle
Source: RefSeq, a predicted model, not a curated record